AUGGCUGAUGAUGGCAUGCUUUUGAACUUCGCCAUCAGCGACUCCGUGAUCAAGCCGGAGGCGAAGUUCAAAGGAGGGACAUGGCGGGACCGUCUCUCAGCAAAAAAGCGCUCUCAACACCAACCCAAGCCUGGAGAUGGCGGCAAUAAGAACCACGAAUCGAAGAAUCCGAAUAAAAUUGCGAUUUCUGGCACGAGGCCAGCAAAGCGACAAAAGACGGAGUUCAACGACUUUGAAGAUGGCGGUGAUCGCGACCGUCGACCACGAUCACAGCAGCAACCGUCGCAGCGAGAUCCCCGCCACUUUGUAUCGUCUCUGUUCACCAGCAAUCCGGAGCCGCAGAAUGCCGAAGGACCUCGCAACGACGAGCCGAUCGAGGAAGCGAAACCGACCAAUGCCCCCCUGAUCGAUGGGAUCGAUACGUUCACAAACCUGGGCUUGUCACCUAGUCUGGCUGCGCAUUUGCUCACCAAACUCGAACUGAAGGCACCAACAGCGAUUCAGAAAGCUUCUAUCACACAACUGCUAAAGGAAGAAAGUGAUGCGUUUAUUCAAGCCGAGACUGGAUCGGGCAAGACAUUGGCCUAUCUUCUGCCACUGGUACAACGGAUCAUGGCUCUUUCCAAGGCUACCAAGGAGGCUGGCGUCCACCGCGAUAGUGGUCUAUUUGCAAUUGUGCUCGCUCCGACUCGUGAGUUGUGCAAGCAGAUCUCUGUCGUGCUGGAAAAUCUUCUCCGCUGUGCCACUUGGCUUGUCUGCGGUACCGUCAUCGGUGGAGAAAAGAAAAAGUCAGAAAAGGCACGCUUGCGUAAAGGAUUGAAUAUUCUCGUCGCUACCCCUGGUCGCUUGGUGGACCAUCUGGAUAACACUCAAGUCCUAGAUGUUAGCAACGUUCGAUGGUUGGUCUUGGACGAAGGUGAUCGCCUGAUGGACAUGGGUUUUGAAGAGGAACUACAUGGCAUUGUUCAGAAGCUAGAUGCGAGACAACGACCCUGCCAGGUCCCCGGUGUGCCGACGAGGAGAACGACAAUUCUGUGCUCUGCGACGCUGAAAAUGAAUGUGCAGCGGCUGGGAGAGAUCAGUUUGAAGGAUGCCGUGCAUAUCAAGGCAGACCCCGAAGACGAGGACGAGAAGGCUCGAAAUGCGAACAAGGACGAAGAAGAGUCGUUCCGCGUGCCGGCUCAGCUGAAGCAGUCAUACGCGGUUGUCGCAGCUAAACUGCGUCUAGUAUCAUUGACUGCAUACCUCAAGCGAACCUUCAUUCGCAAGGGCUCUGUGAUGAAAGCCAUCGUUUUCGUCUCUUGUGCAGACGAGGUCGAUUUCCUGUUUGAAGUUUUCUCAAGGAAACACGGCGAAAGAGGACAUAAGAAGGAUGAUGAUGGUGACGAUGAAAACGAGAGCGAAGAAAACGGUGAAGUGAAAAAGGAGAAAGAGAAGGAACGGGCAGACCUAUCACCACACGGCACCAUUGCUCCCGGAUCUGCAUUUUCGAACCCAGCGAACCCAGUCACUCUCCACCGACUCCACGGCUCUCUGCCUCAACAUAUUCGAACAUUCACCCUCAACUCCUUCGCCAACAGCAAAACUGCUUCCGUCAUGGUCUGUACUGAUGUGGCUGCUCGUGGUUUGGAUUUGCCUAACGUCGACUUGGUUAUCGAGUAUGAUCCCGCGUUCAGCGCCGACGACCACACCCAUCGUAUCGGUCGUACCGCACGUCUAGGACGUGACGGACGAGCUCUGAUCUUCCUCCAGCCCGGCUGCGAAGAAAACUACGUCGACAUUCUCAAGCGUGGCUACCGCGACGGUGGCAAGGCUCUCACCCGCACGGAUGCGACUGAAAUUUUGAAGCGCGGCUUCGGCAGAAGCACCGAAUCUAGCUCGAAGAACUGGGAAGAAAAGGCCACCGAUUGGCAGAUGGAUGUGGAACGUUGGGCUUUGGAGAAUCCGGAAUAUCUUGAAAUGGCACGACGAGCCUUCCAAUCCCACGUCCGCGCGUAUGCAACUCACAUCGCUGCCGAGCGGAGCAUGUUCAACAUCAAAGAGCUCCAUCUGGGCCAUCUUGCAAAGAGUUUUGCCCUGCGCGACCGACCCGGAAAGAUCAAUGUUCCCGGUCUGCGUCCUGGAAAGGAAGAGACGAAGAAGGACUUCAAAGCCGGCCGCGGUUCUGCGCUGGGUAAGAGGAAGGCUGGCGACGAUACUACGGGCGGAGCGAACACGGACGAAGCCGCUCGCGAAGCUGCACGCAAGAUGAGGGCCAAGAUGAAGGAGCAUAUGAGUGGUGGUGCCAGUGAAUUCAACCUGGCUUGA
Messenger RNA from Penicillium daleae, 2307 nucleotides. RefSeq names its product putative ATP-dependent RNA helicase (gene dbp7). Gene Ontology annotation, biological process: ribosome biogenesis. The coding region runs from base 1 to 2307 and encodes 768 amino acids. Lineage: Eukaryota; Fungi; Ascomycota; Eurotiomycetes; Eurotiales; Aspergillaceae. The record is from RefSeq and is a predicted model, not a curated record. Gene Ontology annotation, molecular function: ATP binding; nucleic acid binding. Gene Ontology annotation, cellular component: nucleus. The transcript has a single exon.